Messenger RNA from Didymodactylos carnosus, 1582 nucleotides. Lineage: Eukaryota; Metazoa; Rotifera; Eurotatoria; Philodinida; Philodinidae. The record is from the annotation of a GenBank genome assembly.
AAAAUAUACUGUAUUUUCUAUUGCUAUUUUACAAAAAAUGUCCCGAUGCAGAUAUUACGUACGAUUUGCAACGAGAUAUAGUUGACAAUCGAACUUAAAAUAAAAAAAUAUUUUCUUGAUUAAUACAGUUUAAAUCACUUUUUUCCAUGUGUGAACUAUGCGUAAUAAUUUACAAUAUUUGUUUCAUCUUUUUUAGGCUUUAAAUUUUGUUUGUAAUCGUUUACGAUUAGUUGAUUCUGGUAUUCAUUUCAAUUUAAGUGCAAGUAUUUAUUUAUGUUUGGCUGAAUUAUGUUCAACAUUACGUUUACACUGCCUAACAGAAUUACCAAAAUUUAUGCCAGAUGUAUUGCAAACAUACGAAUCUAACGCUGUUAUGAGACAUGAGUUAUUGUUAACAAGUGUCAUAUCGUGUUUGUCAAAAUUAGUUCGAACACUGUGUGACUUUUUAACACCCUAUCUAUUAGAAAUCAUUAAACGAACAUGUAAUUUGUUAACACAACCGGCUUUAGUAUUAGCAAGCGGAACGAAUCAAAACGAAUUACGUUUACGUACAAUGUGGACAUAUAUUGCCAAUUUUGUUCCACAUCGUUUAUUGUUUCCAACGUUGCAUGAUUUUAUUGAACAAGAUAAAUUCGUCCUAAAUGAUAUUGAACCAUUAAUGACAUUAUUAAAGCAAUCUAUAGCAGUAGCAUCUGUGGAAGAUCUUAACAUUAAUUUUCAAUUGUUAAAAAAUUUAUUUUUAAAAUUAUUUACAUUGAGAACAAUUCAUACGAAACAGAUUCAUCCAAAUAAAAUGAAUGAUUAUGAAGAUCAUGUAUUCGAUUGUUUUUCGGAACUCGUAAUGCGCUUGUCAGAAGAGUCAUUUCGACCACUAUUUUUUACCAUAUAUGAGUGGGCAGUAUACAAUGAACCACCACGUGAACAUUCAGUGACAUUCUACCGUUUAACAUUGGUUUUAGCUAAAAAAUUAAAAAGUUUAUUUUCACUCUUUGCUGGCCAUAUUAUUCAACAUGCGGCUACAACAUUAGAUCUAUUAAAUUUAUCAAAAAAUGAAAAACAAGACCAAAAGUAUUUCUCAGAUAAUAAAUUUGCUGAUGAUAAUGCCAUUGAAUUAAUUAAUGGAAUAUUGGGUACUAUUAGCAACAUAUGUCUGUUUGACUCUGUUGGUUUUAUUAAUAAUGAACGGUUUCAAUUAUUAAUGAGUCCAGUGGUUGAUCAACUUGAACAACAUGUACCAACCACUGUAGAUUAUCAACAAUGGAUCGAACGACAUGUAUCACCUUGUAUUGUUAACUUAACGGCAGCAUCGAAAGAAGAGCCACUGUGGAGAAGAUUACACUAUCAAUUGUUAUUGAAAACGAAAUCCGAUAGUUCACAAAUCCGUUUGGCUACAUUACAUAUCUUACAAGAAUUAUCUCGAAAACUAAGUGUCAAUUAUCAAAGUCUUUUAGCAGAAGCUGUGCCUUAUUUAGCUGAGCUGAUGGAAGAUUCUAAUGAAAAAGUUGAAAACGCUUGUCAUCGUGUCAUUGUUGAUAUGGAAAGCACACUUGGUGAAUCGUUGCAGCAAUAUUUUAAUGCAUAA